AUCAUGGCGACGCGGGGCCAUGUGCAGGACCCUAACGACAGGCGCCUCCGGCCCAUUUACGAUUAUCUUGAUAAUGGUAACAACAAAAUGGCCAUUCAUCAAGCGGAUAAAUUGUUGAAGAAGCAUAAAGAUCUUCAUUGUGCGAAGGUUUUAAAGGCCAUUGGCUUACAGAGAACUGGAAAGCAAGAGGAGGCCUUCACCUUGGCUCAGGAAGUGGCGGCCCUGGAGCCCACGGAUGACAACUCACUGCAAGCACUGACUAUCCUCUACAGGGAAAUGCACCGACCGGAGCUAGUCACGAAACUUUAUGAGGCAGCUGUGAAGAAAGUUCCCAACAGCGAGGAGUAUCACUCUCACCUCUUCAUGGCCUAUGCCAGAGUUGGCGAGUACAAGAAAAUGCAACAGGCUGGCAUGGCUCUCUAUAAGAUCGUUCCCAAAAACCCUUACUACUUUUGGUCUGUGAUGAGCUUAAUUAUGCAGUCCAUAUCAGCCCAGGAUGAAAACCUCUCAAAAACUAUGUUUCUCCCACUUGCCGAGAGAAUGGUUGAGAAAAUGGUGAAAGAAGAUAAGAUCGAAGCUGAGGCUGAGGUUGAACUUUAUUAUAUGAUCUUGGAGCGUUUGGGAAAGUAUCAAGAAGCCUUGGAUGUCAUUAGAGGAAAAUUAGGAGAGAAGCUGACCAGUGAGCUCCAGAGCCGGGAAAAUAAGUGCAUGGCCAUGUACAAGAAGCUGAGCAGGUGGCCGGAGUGCAACGCCCUGUCCCGCUGCCUCUUGCUGAAAAACUCAGAUGACUGGCAGUUCUAUCUGACUUAUUUCGAUUCUGUCUUUCGACUGAUUGAAGGGGCCUGGACCCCUCCUGCUGCAGGCGAACAUUCUUUAGAAGGAGAAGUACAUUAUUCAGCAGAAGAGGCGGUGAAGUUCAUAGAAGAUCGGAUCACAGAAGAAUCUAAGAGUUCUCGCCAUCUCCGAGGUCCACAUCUGGCUAAACUGGAGCUCAUCAGACGGCUACGACGACAGGGCUUCAACGACGAAUAUAAACUGGAUGAUCCAGAAGAAUUAAUGUUUCAGUAUUUUAAAAAGUUUGGAGAUAAACCUUGUUGUUUUACGGAUCUCAAGGUGUUUGUUGAUCUCUUGCCAGCUACACAAUGUACAAAAUUUAUUAAUCAAUUACUUGGAGUGGUUCCUUUGUCGACGCCAACAGAGGAUAAGUUGGCACUGCCUGUCGACAUCCGAGCUCUCCAGCAGCAUUUGUGUGUGGUGCAGCUGACGAGGCUGCUUGGCUUGUACCACACGAUAAACAAAAACCAGAAACUGGACGUGGUCAGAGAAUUGAUGUUACGGUACCAGCACGGUCUGGAAUUUGGAAAAUCCUGUUUGAAAACCGAAUUGCAAAUUUCAGACUAUUACUGUCUCCUUGCUGUCCAUGUACUUAUUGAUAUAUGGAGAGAAACAGGUGACGAGACUACUGUGUGGCAGGCCCUGAAUUUGCUGGAAGAGGGAUUGACUCACAGCCCAUCCAAUGCUCAGUUCAAAUUGCUGCUUGUUCGAAUCUACUGUAUGCUGGGGGCUUUUGAGCCAGUGGUGGACCUCUACUCCAGCCUGGAUGCCAAGCAUAUCCAGCACGACACCAUUGGUUACCUUUUGACCCAAUACGCAGAGUCCCUAGGUCAGUAUGCUGCUGCAGCCCAGUCCUGUACCUUUGCUCUCAGGUUCUUCCACUCCAACCAGAAAGAUACCUCAGAAUAUAUUAUUCAAGCUUAUAAAUAUGGUGCAUUUGAGAAGAUACCAGAGUUUAUCGCUUUUAGGAACAGGCUGAAUAAUUCUCUUCAUUUUGCACAAGUCCGUACCGAGCGGAUGUUACUAGACCUUUUACUUGAAGCAAACCUAUCAACCAGCUUAGCAGAAAGUAUAAAGUCAAUGAAUCUUCGGCCUGAAGAAGAUGACAUUCCAUGGGAAUUCUUGCGAGACAACAGGGACUUAAAUGUUUUCUUUAGCUGGGAUCCAAAAGACAGGGAUGUUUCUGAAGAGCAUAAGAGACUCUCUCUGGAAGAGGAAACCAUGUGGUUGAGGAUUCGUUCCUUAACGCUGAGGCUGCUCAGUGCACUGCCAAGUCUGGACCACCCCGUGGAGUCAAAGAACUCGGAGAAGACUACCGAGAACGGUGUGGCCUCUGGCAUUGACAUCCUCCGUCUGCUCCUGCAGCAGCUGGAGGCGGCGCUGGACAAGGGAAAGCGGUUUCUAGAGAGGGAAAUCCAGUAUCCUUUCCUUGGCCCUGUACCUACCAGAAUGGCUGGAUUUUUCAGUUCUGGCUGUGCCCUCUGUCAGACCAGCUCUUUUUAUCUCCUUAGUGAUAUUUAUGAGCUGGAUGCCAAUGGUUUAGAGGAUACAACGGAGAUCCAGGAUCGAGUAGAAAAUAGGCUAAAGUCUUUAUUAGAACAAUUAAAAGAUGUCUUCACUAAGUGUAAAGGUGACCUUUUAGAAGUUAAAGAUGGUACCUUGAAAACACAACCCGCGCUUCUAGAAAAUCUAGUCUUCUUUGUUGAGACUAUUUCUAUUAUCCUUUGGGUAUCUAGUUACUGUGAGAGUGUCCUGCGACCGUAUAAACUAAAUCUACAGAAAAAGAAAAAGAAGAAAAAAGAAAGCAGCCUUGUCAUGCCACCAGUCUUUACCAGUUUUCAAGACUAUGUCACUGGGCUUCAGACUCUGAUUUCCAAUGUUGUGGAUCAUAUUAAAGGGCUUGAAGCACAUCUAAUUGCACUUAAACUUGAAGAACUUAUUUUAGAAGACUCUUCUCUCUCACAGAAGGAGAAAAAAUUUUCAAAGACUGUGCAAGGAAAGGUGCAGAGUAGUUAUUUGCACUCACUUCUAGAAAUUGGGGAACUGCUGAAAAAAAGACUUGAGACCACAAAGAAACUGAAAAUUUAAGGAAGUAUGAACUCCAGGCAUUGAUUUUACAACUGAAAUGACAUCAUCUUCCCAGGCAAAAAGCUCCAUCUGAUUGACCAUCAUUUUAAUCUAGAACUCCCUCAUAAAAUGCAUGAAGGACUUUGAUUGUGAAUUACUUUUUUUAGGUAU
Suncus etruscus (white-toothed pygmy shrew) is the source of this 3072-nucleotide messenger RNA. Its product is annotated as N-alpha-acetyltransferase 25, NatB auxiliary subunit-like. The coding region runs from base 4 to 2922 and encodes 972 amino acids. Gene Ontology annotation, biological process: N-terminal peptidyl-methionine acetylation. NCBI's taxonomy places the organism in Eukaryota, Metazoa, Chordata, Mammalia, Eulipotyphla, Soricidae. The transcript has a single exon. Gene Ontology annotation, cellular component: cytoplasm; NatB complex. Gene Ontology annotation, molecular function: protein-N-terminal amino-acid acetyltransferase activity; protein binding. The record is from RefSeq and is a predicted model, not a curated record.